AUGAAAAACAAAUGGGUUCAUACCAACUUCCUUGGAGAGGAGUAUCAAGAAAAACUCCUUAAACACCCAACUUGGAAACUGAAACUUUUCAUUAAGGAUGUAGAAGAAAUCUAUGGUGUGAAAAUUAAUAGAUGGCAAGCUGCUAGGGCAAAAAAGUAUGCUUUGUUUGCAUGUAGCAAGGAAAGUGUUGGGACUAGAUGGAGCGUUCUUGAAAGGUUAUGUAAAGGUGAGAUACUAGGUGCCACAGGUAGAGAUGCAAAUAAUCAAAUGUUUCCUGUAGCAUGGGCAAUUGUGGAAUCUGAAUCUAAAGAAAGUUGGUCUUGGUUUAUUAGACAUCUUAUAGAUGAUUUAGAAAUGCAAGACGGAAAAGGAUGGACUCUAUUAUCUGAUCAACAAAAGGGGUUGAUGCCUGUCAUAGCUCAAUUGCUCCCUAAUGUUGCACAUAGGCUAUGUGCGAGACACAUCUUUACAAAUUGGAUAAAGAUUAUCAAGGGAGCUCCAUUACAUAAAUUGUUCUGGAGAGCUGUAAAAGCAUAUAAUGAGAAAACAUUUCUCGACGUUAUGCAAGAAUUAAGAACACAAAGCGGAAAAGCUUAUACGGAGAUGUGUGCAAGAAAUGUGAAAUUUUUUUGUCGAUGCUAUUACAACACUUGGGCCUCUACUGAUGUUACUUGCAACAAUAUGGCAGAAACAUUCAACUCGUGGAUUUCAGAAGCUAGAGAAAAACCAAUUUUGACAAUGUUAGAAGAAAUAAGAAGACAAGUGAUGUGCAGGAUGGUCGAUAAGAAGGCAGAAGCUGCUAAAUGCAAUGGCAUUGUCACCCCUAGAAUUCGAGCUAAAUUGAAUAAUUUUAGGCAAGGUACAAGGAAUUGGAGGGCAAUUGAAGCUAAUACAAAUGUGUAUGAGGUACAACACAUUCAUAAUAGCAACCUAUCAUAUGCUGUCAGACUUGAUCAAAGGAAAUGUGCUUGUAGAUAUUGGGAUGUGAAUGGUUACCCGUGUCUACAUGCAACAACGGAAAUAUGUGCGAAAAUUGAGAAUCCAGAAAGCUAUGCGGGGAUUUGGUAUCACAAAGAUACUUAUCAAACUGCAUACUCAUUCCCUCUAGAGCCCGUGAAUGGACAACAUAUGUGGAAGAAAGUUGAAGGAGGUCCAAUUUUGCCAAGUGAUGCUAGAGUGAAGCAUGGGAGGCCACCAAAUAAGAGGAAGAUAUCAUAUGGUGAAGCUAAGAGUAAAAAACAUCCAUAUAGAAUCCCCAAAAGUGGAAAGCAAUUUUGCUCUAAUUGCAAAGAACCUGGUCAUAAAUACAAGACAUGCCCACAAAGGAUUGCUUAA
This is a messenger RNA of Spinacia oleracea (spinach), 1335 nucleotides long. RefSeq lists its product as uncharacterized. The coding region runs from base 1 to 1335 and encodes 444 amino acids. Gene Ontology annotation, molecular function: nucleic acid binding; zinc ion binding. The transcript has 3 exons. Lineage: Eukaryota; Viridiplantae; Streptophyta; Magnoliopsida; Caryophyllales; Amaranthaceae. The record is from RefSeq and is a predicted model, not a curated record.